Lactuca sativa (garden lettuce) is the source of this 678-nucleotide messenger RNA. The record is from RefSeq and is a predicted model, not a curated record. Lineage: Eukaryota; Viridiplantae; Streptophyta; Magnoliopsida; Asterales; Asteraceae.
AUGGAUGGAAACAACAACACUACACCAAUAUCAUUUGGUAUUGGGGUGGCAAAUAAUGUUAACUCCUGCACUUGGUUCCUUAUGAGGUUGAAGGAUGCUAUCAGAGAGGGUAGGGAAGUUGCGUUCAUAACCAAUAUGGACGAUACAAUUUCUUCUUGUGUGGGUCAGGUAUUCCCUGAUGCUUAUGAUGGUUAUUCAUCUAAGAGUGUGUUGAUUUAUUUUCGCUUAAGAAUUGGUCAAAGCACAAAUUUAGACUACUUGUUCUUCCGUGUAUGCAAAGCAUAUACCACGCAAGAGUUUCAACAAUCAUUUUCUAAGUUAAGUCAUGCUGCACGUGAGGUUCUUGCCAACAUCGGAAAUACGAAAUGGGCACAUGCAUAUUUCCCUAAUAUACGUUGGAAUGUACUAAACAUUAAUAUUCCAGAAUUCCUAUUGGUGUUAUCGGUUACUCAAUGCAAUGUAUCAAUAAUAACGCUAAUUGAUGUAAUUGUUCAGUACAUCCAUCAGACGUUUGCAGAACGCAGUGUCAUGGGAGGGAUGUUGAGCACUGUAUUCACCCCUUACAUAGAGAUGGUCGUUCACAGGAGGAUGCAAAAGUCUUUACGAUGGAAAGCAACUAAAAUCCCACCUGAGAUUCCGUCUCCAUUCCCCUCAGAUAUUUCCAAGUUUUUGAUCUAA